CGUUUCCCGCCGGCGGGAGCUGCGGUUGUGGUGGCGGGGCUCAUAGCUCCGCAGCACCAUGGCGGACCAGCUUUAUCUGGAAAAUAUAGACGAGUUCGUCACGGACCAGAACAAGAUCGUGACAUACAAAUGGCUGAGCUAUACACUAGGAGUUCAUGUUAACCAGGCCAAACAGAUGCUGUACGAUUAUGUUGAAAGAAAGCGAAAGGAGAAUUCGGGAGCCCAACUGCAUGUCACCUAUUUAGUGUCUGGCAGUCUCAUUCAGAAUGGACAUUCCUGCCACAAGGUUGCAGUAGUGAGAGAAGAUAAAUUGGAAGCAGUGAAGUCCAAGCUAGCGGUGACUGCCAGCAUCCAUGUGUACAGCAUCCAGAAAGCUAUGCUAAAGGACAGUGGGCCUCUGUUCAAUACGGACUAUGACAUCCUUAAAAGCAACUUGCAGAACUGCAGCAAGUUUAGUGCCAUACAGUGUGCAGCUGCGGUCCCCAGAGCUGCUGCUGAAUCCUCGUCUUCUGAAAAGUUUGAGCAGUCAAAUCUUCAAGUAUCAAGUGAGACACCAGCCAAUAAUGAGUUGACAACCAAUGGUCAUAGUCUACCUACCUCCAAACAGAUUUUCCAACAGCCCAAAGGGAUAAUGGGAAUGUUUGCCUCUAAAGCUGCUUCUAAAACCCAAGAUGUCAACAAGGAAACCAAAACAGAGACUAAAGAGGUAACAAAUGUAUCCACAGGCAACAAGGCACCAGGGAAAGGGAAUGUGAUGAGCAAUUUUUUUGGAAAAGCUGCUAUGAAUAAACUUAAAGUCAAUUUGGAUUCAGAACAAGCAGUGAAAGAAGAAAAAAUAGUGGAGCAACCUCCAGUGUCUGUCACUGAACCAAACCUGGCAGCCCCUACAGGCCUGAAGAAAUCCAGCAAAAAAGCAGAGCCUGUUAAGAUGCAGCAGAAGGAAAAAAAAAGGGGGAAGCGAGUGGAGUUAUCUGAUGAUGAGACAAAAGAAACUGAAAAUAUGAAGAAAAAGAGGAGACGAAUCAAACUUCCUGAGUCUGAUAGCAGUGAAGAUGAAGUCAUACCAGAUUCUCCUGGGGAUUAUGAAGCUGAGUCACCAUCCCCACCUCCUCCUCCUUCUCCACCUCCGGAACCACUGCCGAAUAAUGAACCGGAGCCUCCUUCUGUCAAGAGCUCAAGUGGAGAAAAAAGAAAACGAAAGCGGGUGCUGAAAUCGAAAACUUUUGUGGAUGAGGAAGGCUGCAUAGUGACUGAAAAAGUCUACGAGAGUGAAUCCUGCACAGAUAGUGAAGACGAGCUUAAGAUGAAGACCUCCUCUGUACACAGACCCUCUACUAUGACUGUGAAAAAAGAACCCAAAGAAGAACGAAAGGGCCCAAAGAAAGGGACUGCUGCUCUGGGCAAAGCCAACAGACAAGUGUCCAUUACUGGCUUCUUCCAGAGGAAGUGAACUGCUGACUCUGUUAAGUCAGAGACAUGGAGUGGUCCAAGGAGAAGACCAAGACACAGACUCUCGCUUACUGUGUAAGUUCAUCUUGUGCCUCACCUUGCCUCUAUCAAAAGACUUCUUCCAUCCUGUGAGGUUUAUACUGUUUCUGGUUUUUAACCAAAGGGAAAGCACCUGGAAGCAAGAGGCAAAAGAAUAUUUAAGAAGCCGUUGUGUUCUAAGGACAUUUUUUUAAGCACAAUCUUUGACCUGUUCUGGAGAAGAAUUCACUCCAAAAAUAAAUUGGAACAGGUUUCAGAAUUAUCACUGAAGCCAUUUAGUUGCUAAUUCAUUGGGCCCUACCCACCCUGUGCCCUGAGCACUUACGGCUCUGGAAGUAUUCUUCCUUGUUCCUUUGCAUUCUCUGGACUUGUGUGGGUCUUCAUUUAUCCCUGAUUUUUACUGGACAUGUUUACCACUCCCCCUAUAAUCCCUUCCCCACUACCAUAUUUCUGUAUGAAGCCAUUUUCUGUAAGUCUUUUAAAUCUUGGUUGGACUAAAGGCUGAAACAAAAAUCUCCCUGUAAUCCUCUAAU
Neomonachus schauinslandi (Hawaiian monk seal) is the source of this 2021-nucleotide messenger RNA. It is a transcript of the gene POLD3, whose product is annotated as DNA polymerase delta 3, accessory subunit. The transcript has 12 exons. The record is from RefSeq and is a predicted model, not a curated record. NCBI's taxonomy places the organism in Eukaryota, Metazoa, Chordata, Mammalia, Carnivora, Phocidae. Gene Ontology annotation, cellular component: delta DNA polymerase complex; nucleus. Bases 59 to 1450 code for a protein of 463 amino acids. Gene Ontology annotation, biological process: DNA synthesis involved in UV-damage excision repair; nucleotide-excision repair, DNA gap filling; DNA strand elongation involved in DNA replication. Gene Ontology annotation, molecular function: DNA-directed DNA polymerase activity.